UAAUAAAAUCAGUUAAAACAUUUUCCAUUAUUAUAUUGCUAUCUACACACUAAAUUCCAACGAAGGAACGUGACGAUUCAGUCCCGCGUCAGGGCGGGCUUUUGACUGUACAGUGCGAGUUUUAGCAAAUAAUAUGACGUCUCUCAAAGUCCACAAUUAUAGCCAAUUCGUUUUCUACAAAUCGUACGGUUCUCCGUCGCCUCCGUCGUCGCUUAAUCGGAUUACUUGUCACACGACGAUGUCUACUGCCGCCGCUGCUUUCCCUACACUCAGGACCGUUACUAUACCUUACUCUGAUCUUAAGGACAGGAAUGUAGACUUAUCAAUGAGAAUCGAGGAAGGUUUUGGGCCUAAUGGACUCGGUAUUCUAUCAAUUACUGAUGUUCCUGGCUUUCCGUCAUUACGCCGCAACCUUCUACAUCUUUCAUCAAGAUUGGCCAACCUUCCUGAAGAAAAGAAGAAGGAACUUGAAGAUCCAAACAGUAGGUACAACUUUGGAUGGAGUCAUGGAAAGGAGCAACUUGAAUCCGGGAAACCUGAUGUUUUUAAAGGAUCUUUCUAUGCAAAUCCAAUAUUUGAUGUGCCAACUACUGAUGCCUAUUUGAUACAACGAUAUCCUCAUUAUUGCGGACCCAAUAUAUGGCCUGAUAAAAUUUUGCCAGAACUGGAAGUUGCUUUCAAAGGGCUUGGAAAGCUGAUUGUUGAUGUUGGAUCGAUGCUAGCUUAUCAUUGUGAUCAAUAUGUAUCCAAGGGGAUGAAUACAAAGAAAAAUGAAGGCCUAGAACAGAUACUUCUCCGCUCGCGGUGUCACAAGGGCAGGUUGCUUUAUUAUUUCCCAGCAAAACAGAGUGAGUCUAUCCAAGAUGGUCCUUCUGUAUCAUCUUGGUGUGGUUGGCAUACAGAUCACGGUUCGCUAACAGGUCUGACUUGUGCAAUAUUUAAGAGAGAUGGUGUAGAUAUACCUUGCCCUGAUAGUGCUGCUGGUCUUUACAUUAGAACACGAACUGAUCAAAUAGUAAAAGUUGUCUAUGGAGAAGAUGAGCUCGCAUUCCAAGUUGGUGAAACCACUGAAAUACUAUCAAGAGGUUAUCUAUGUGCAACACCUCACUGUGUCCGGGCACCUAAAGGAGUGGAUGCUUCUGGUGUUGAUCGAUCAACAUUUGCAUUAUUCAUGCAACCUGAUUGGGAUGAAAAACUCAACUUUCCUAAGGAUAUGCAUAUUCACAAAGAGCUGAUGUUGUCAAAUUGCUCUAAAAAGUUUGGAGAAUAUUCUGAGAAGUUGUUGGACAAGUAUUACCACUUGAAAACAUAAACUUCAGGUUUCAUAUUCUUAUAAAUAUUAUGAAUAAAUUCGAUGUUUGAUCUUGUGCUCUAUGCUAGGAAAUGAAUAAUAAUAUCCAUUCAUCUAAUGUGAGACAUUUUCUUUUGUAUUAUAA
Molecule: messenger RNA, 1436 nt
Organism: Mercurialis annua (annual mercury)
Lineage: Eukaryota; Viridiplantae; Streptophyta; Magnoliopsida; Malpighiales; Euphorbiaceae
Exons: 15
Coding region: 134-1312 (392 amino acids)
Source: RefSeq, a predicted model, not a curated record